Molecule: messenger RNA, 1375 nt
Organism: Dendronephthya gigantea
Lineage: Eukaryota; Metazoa; Cnidaria; Anthozoa; Malacalcyonacea; Nephtheidae
Product: tyrosine-protein kinase BAZ1B-like
Exons: 10
Coding region: 45-923 (292 amino acids)
Source: RefSeq, a predicted model, not a curated record
UUUUGAAACACGUUCGAAUCCAGCGUUCGAGAACGAAUGCAAUCAUGCCGCUUUUAAAAAAGAAAAUCUAUAAUUUAUCGCCUUCUCCGAAAGAUCUAAAGGAAAGCGAAGAGCUGUUUGUAAUACCGGAGACCAAAGAGUGCUUCAGAAGCUACGAUGAAUAUAUUGCCAAGGUAUUUCUGUACAGCUCUCAACAUUGGUCAUGCCAAUACACUAGUCGAUCUGGGCUCACUUUUAAUGAUGCCCUGUUGUCAGAAAAAGAAGCUUUGAAACACUUGGAAAAAUUUCCAGACUGUUUUAAAGAAGAAGUGUUGAAGUGUGUUCACAAGAGCCAGGGAAAAGUUAAAGAUCUGGUGGACAAAUGUGUGAAGUUUUUAACAACUCAUUACUCCAUCCAAGAAGAAGUUGUCUUGUUGAACCCCAAGAAUGGAAAAAAAUGUCCAGGUGUAAUCAUUGAGGUUUUGAAUUCAAAUAUUAAGAAGGCGGAGAGUGAGAAGGAAAAUAAAGGGAUCUACGGGGCAGCAGAAAAGGUUUCUGACUGGAAAUACAAAGUUCAACUUCAAGGAAAGGACACAGUCCUUACAGAUAUAUCACCUGAUGAAAUAAAGCACAAGACAAAGUUGCCGUCGAAAGAAUUGUUAAGACUUUUCAUAAAGUACAGUAGUGAAAGAUAUUCUGUGGAGGGCAAAGACAUGUGGUUGGUUAAGGAUGACCUUGUACAGAAGUACGACUUGCCUUCAGCCUCAACAUUAAAAUCAGGACUUAAAGGACAAAAAAAAGCUAUGAGAAACCCCCUUGACACAAUAUCAGGACAAAAUGGAAAUAAUGCUCCUAAGCAGAAAAUCAAGAAAGAUCCAAGUCAACGAACUCUCAAUUUCUUCGUUCAAACACCGAAAGUCUCAGGAGCAAAUCACUCCCAGUAAAAGCAAAAUUGAUGAAAAUGGGAAAGUAAGUCCCGUUGAGGCAGAACUAAAGAUUUGUCUGACGCCUCAGGAUAAAAUUCGAGACGUUAUUGAAAAGUCGUCAGAAAAGUCUAAACAAGACGCGACAAAGAAAAAUGGUGGCCGCAAAACUGAAGGAAAGGCCGCAAGAAGUUUGUUUAAUGUUGAACAAAAUAAAACAGACAUUGUGGAUAAGUCGGAUGAGGCGGAAAGAAUUACUGUCGCAUCAAAAGACGACGAAAACGAUUUUGUUUCAGCCAAGGAAAAACGUGAAAAGGAAGGAAUGCAUUGUGAUAAACCAAAGACCAUUUCGCGAGAUGAAGUUGGAGUGAAAAAGUCGAAAAAUAGCUCCGGCGAUAUAAACAUAGUUGAUGUGAAAAAAGCGAAUACAUGUAGUUCUGUCGAAGUUAAAAGCCAUAUAAAAACAAAGCAAA